Molecule: messenger RNA, 1990 nt
Organism: Calidris pugnax (ruff)
Lineage: Eukaryota; Metazoa; Chordata; Aves; Charadriiformes; Scolopacidae
Gene: TCEA3
Product: transcription elongation factor A (SII), 3
Exons: 14
Coding region: 53-1354 (433 amino acids)
Biological process (GO): DNA-templated transcription; transcription elongation by RNA polymerase II
Cellular component (GO): nucleus
Molecular function (GO): nucleic acid binding; zinc ion binding
Source: RefSeq, a predicted model, not a curated record
CUUGGUUUGGCUCCACCGGCCACCCAAAGGCGGCCAGCGACGAGCCGCCGGCAUGGGGCCCGCUGAGGAACUGGUCCGGAUUGCCAAGAAACUGGAUAAGAUGGUGGCCAGGAAGAGCACGGAAGGGGCACUGGAUCUCCUCAAGUCCCUCACCGGCUACACCAUGACCAUCCAGCUGCUCCAGACCACGCGCAUCGGGGUGGCCGUCAACUCGGUGCGGAAACACUGCUCGGAUGAAGAGGUGGUGGCCUCGGCCAAAAUCCUCAUCAAGAACUGGAAGCGGCUGCUGGAGUCCUCCACCGCCCCAAAGAAGGAGAAAGACGCCGAUGGGAAGAAGGAGAAGGACAUGGAUGUGGAAAAGGAGAAGAAGGAGAAGAGGCUGGAUUUUCCCAGCUGCCCCAAUGAAGGGGUGAAGCACCCCAAGAGCUCGGCCGAGAAGCACAAGGAGAAGCACAAGGAGAGGAAGCCCAGCAAGUCCAGCUCUCAUGCCACCACCCCUCGGGGCCACCCUGGUGACUCCAGCCUGGAGAGAGAGUCCAGCAACGGCCGGAGCCCCACUGCGUCCUCCAAGAAGUCACCUCCAGAUGGCAAAAAAGAGAGGAGAGACUCUGCCGACUCGAGGUCCUCCACCACCUCGGCCACCUCCUCGUCCUCCCCACAGAAGAGACCAUCAGGGGAGCGGAGAGCCUCUGUGGGCACCAGCCCCUCGCCAGCUCCCACCGGCUCCCGGAGAAACUCCAGCGACAGCAAGGAGGAAAGAGCCAACAGCAGCAAGGCCAAACCAGAGACGCCACGGACCCCCACCAGCCCCACCUUCUCCCCCAGCCCCUGCUUCCUGGCCCCCUGUUACCUCACGGGGGACUCGGUGAGGGACAAGUGCAUCGAGAUGUUGACGGCCGCCCUCCGUAUGGAUGACGACUACAAAGAGUUCGGUGUCAACUGUGAGAAGAUGGCAUCAGAGAUCGAAGACCAUAUCUUCCAGGAGCUGAAGAGCACGGACAUGAAGUAUCGCAACCGGGUGCGGAGCAGGAUCAGCAACCUCAAGGACCCCAAGAACCCCAGCCUGCGGAGGAACGUGCUGUGUGGGGCCAUCCCCCCCAGCCUCAUCGCCCGCAUGACUGCCGAGGAGAUGGCCAGCGAUGAGCUGAAGCAGCUGAGGAACGCCAUGACCCAGGAGGCCAUCCGGGAGCACCAGAUGGCCAAGACGGGUGGCACCGUCACCGACCUCUUCCAGUGCGGCAAGUGCAAGAAGAAGAACUGCACGUACAACCAGGUGCAGACACGCAGCGCCGAUGAGCCCAUGACGACAUUCGUGCUGUGCAACGAAUGUGGCAACCGCUGGAAGUUCUGCUGACGGCGGCCAGCGAUGGGGCUGGAGGGGACGCGGUGCCAGACGGGAUGCUGUGAUGGCCACAUCGGGCAGCCAGGGUGGGGAGGGAGGGUGAGGGGGUGGCACCAGUCCCUGCGUCCCAGCUCCCUGCUUCCUCGCACUGGGGGUCCCUUGAACAUCCCAGGGAGCUGGGCUCCGGCCACAGGGGGGUUCGUUGGGGAAGACCCCAGUGAAUUCAAACAGUUCCUCCCUGUAAACGCCUUGGGAUGUGCUGGGAGCCCACUGGGAACGGGCACAUCCCUGGAAAUGGGAGACUGGUCCGACCUUGCCCUUCCCUGGAGGAAAGCUGGACUAGGAAGAUCUGGGGACAGGAGGGACGUCGCCCCGUGGAUGUGGGGCUGGGGGUGAGAAAGGGCCAGGUUUUGCCCCCCUCGAUACGUUCUUCUUCACCGAAGCGCACGCAGCGGGAGGACAUGGAGGGAGGCAGAGUGGUUGCAGCCGUGUCUGGAUGCCAGAGGGAUGCCACCCUGUCCCUCUGCUCUGUGACACACGGACCUGGCUUGAGGGCACUGUGUCCCUAGAAAAGAAGAAGAAGGGAUGGGAGGGGGAGAGGAGUGAGGAAAAAACUCUCCAGCCAGAGCAAUAAAGGUGUGAACACCC